Messenger RNA from Anastrepha obliqua, 3643 nucleotides. RefSeq lists its product as uncharacterized. The coding region runs from base 923 to 2362 and encodes 479 amino acids. The transcript has 6 exons. The record is from RefSeq and is a predicted model, not a curated record. Lineage: Eukaryota; Metazoa; Arthropoda; Insecta; Diptera; Tephritidae.
AAUAAACCAGCGCCAUAAAAUUUAUUUCGGCUCGUUCUUCAAAACAUAUAAGGACAAAACUUACGUGUGAACAUUUACUUGCAAAGAUAUCAAGUGAAUGAAUAUUAAAUGCAAAAGUAAUUAAUUAAAUUCUUAACUAGUGCAACUGCAUACAACUUUUUCGUUCUCUUGCGCUUCUCUUUGCGAAGCCUAAUGCCGGUAGAGAAAAAUAAUACAUUCACUAUCAUCCAUACAAUCAAGCUCUUGGGGUUCAGUUGCGUUCCGGAUAUUGUAGCAGGCUACACUCCUAAGCACGACACUAUACACGUACCCCGUUAAAUCCCUUCAUCUAACACCGCUCUCACUGCAGACCGACCCCGCCGAGUUGGACCUACCGUUAGGUGAGGUUGACGACGACGACCGGUGACUUUGCCGUGCCCGGCAGGACUUGAUAUACUACUACAACAACAAUAAUGCUUGUAGUUUUACUACUUGUCACAAAUAUAAAAUGAAUUAGAAAAAAAAAAACACUUACAACUUUGUAAACAUCUUUACAAGUAAAAAACUUUAAAAUCCAAAACAAAACUUAAAAUUCAAUAGAAAUUAACUAGACAUGCUGUGAAUUUUGUGCGGAAUAAACGAACAAAAAUAUUUGUCUCCGAUUUGUUAAUUAAUAAAAAACAUAUAAAAGUGCGUGUCGGUGUUUAAAAAUUGUGCAACUACAAUAUCAAAUCUCUGUUUCGACAUUUGAGAAACUUUCUGAACUUCACUACUCAACGUUUGUCACAGAUUGUGGUCUUGAGCUUUAAAGAUAAACAUCCUCGUCUAACAUUUUAUACGCAACACGCACAAAAACGGAUUAAAAGUGGAAGACAUCACGGCAAAAAUGGUAAGCAGAAAAAACUAACAUUUUCGUGCUGCUGCUGUUAAAUCUGCAUCGAAAAUGGCUUGUGUUAAUAAACAAUAUUCAGCCACCGAUUUGGAGGCUUUUAUGAAAAUCGCAGUCAAUUGGCAAACGAAUAAUCACAAUUUGCUGGAAGGUGUCGACAUGAAAGGAGAAAUACAGCAAUACAUGAACAGUCCAGCAAUGAACAUGUACAAAAAGCGUGAACGCACACAGAAUUGGAAUCAUCAGGAGAAGAAGUUCUUGCUCGAUUUGUGCCGCAAAGAUAUGCGUAUUAUUGAAAACAAACGGCUCGAUGCGGGCCUGACAGCGGUAAAGAAUAAAGCUUGGAAGAUAAUUCACCAAAAAUUCUCAAGUCAGUUUGGAACAGAUCGUACCUGUAACCGCUUAAAGGAGCAAUGGCGGCGCAUGAAAGCUUGCACGCGUAAUGAAAUUUUGGAUUACAACAAUCGAUUGGCCAGAUUUGGUGCAGAGGUUGCCGAUCGCAAGAAGCCAUCGCCGUUCACCUUCGAAGUGUGGGAAUUCAUGCAGGAGGCGAAGAAAGCAUGCAAAUCAGAAGCUUUGGAUGGAAUCGACUACUCAAAGAUACCAUUAGCGCUGGAGGAGGAUUACGAGUAUCGCGAGGAUGAACAGAAUGGCGAAGAUGAUCACGACAUGGAUGAUCGCACUCCACCACAGGAACUCUGUGAUGUCGACAUCAAAGAGGAGACUAAUGAGACCUUCAACGACACCAUCAACCACAAUGAAUCGCUGGCGAUUGGUGAACGUCGGCUCUCCUCCUCGCCGAAUGUCAGCCGCCUGAGCGCACACGACCUUGAACGCGCCAGCCUACACAGCCCAGCCGGCAAUUUGGCGACGACUAGCGAUCUCGCCACCUCCAGCUUUCUUACCCAAAAUGGCGCUAGUGGCGGCGCAGCGGCCGGUGACAUGGGCGCCUUUCAGCCCGCUUUCAACAUGAGCAAUAUCUCCGCCACACUGGAAGCGUUAAAUGCGUUACGUGCCGCACAAUUCCCCCCCGCAGCCGCUGCUGCUGCUGCUGCCUUACAAAAUAAUUUUGCUGCCGCCGCCGCGCAACAACAACACAAUCAACAGCAACAACAAAUGUCACAAUCAAGCAGUGAGCAACCACUGACAAAGCGUCCGCGCAGUUCGAGCGGCAGCGCCAAUGGCGAAGAGGUGCUGCAUGAUUUGUCGAUGAACGGCGCUGCCGCCGCUGCCGCUGCAGUAUCAGUAAGCAAUCCAGCAACCGCACAACUCGCUGGCAGUGGCGUUGGCAUGAGCGUUGGGGGAGUUUCGACCAGCAGUACGCCCGAAAUGCGAUCUUUCAUGGAGAUGCAGAGCAAAGAGCAUUUGCUGCGUAUGAAAAUACUCGAGGUGCAACUGCAGGCGGCCAAAUAUAAUCGUGAUCUUGUCGAGAUCAAUAAGACAUUGGCAUUGCAGAAGUUGCAGGAAUUGGCUAGCAAGCGAUUGACAAGCUAAGUUUGGUGAGCGGUGUAGGCGAAAUAGCUGAAAAAUUAAAGCAAAAAAAUAAAAGUAAAAGAAUAUUCGGCAGAAGUAUUUAUGGGAAUUGCUUGCAAAAAAGGACAGGCGUGCUUUACGAAGGUGGGCCGGCGAGUAAGCGAAAAAAAGGCAGCGGCGCCGCGUUGUAAGAUGUGUUCGCGCGUACUUGAAGCUGCUCGUAUUUUGGUUGCCUAACUACAUUUUAAUUUUUGUUUUACCAAUCAUUUAAAAAAUUAUAUUAGUUUAGUGCGCUCUUUUUGUAUAGAAACAACAUUCCUGUUAGCGUCAGUUGAACACAAAACCUACUUUAUUGUUAUUAGAAAUAGUAUAUUUUUUAAUUGUUAUUGUGUUUGAUGUCACAAAUUUUAAAGGAAGAAAAGAAAUAUAGAAAAAUAAUUGAAAAAAAAUUUUUACUUAAUUUUUGAAAUAAUUUUUGCCACAACAGUAUUUAUAAAAGAGUAGAACACAGAGAAGUUUUAUAAAAAAAUCUGGUAAGAAAUCUUUAAAGAAUAGUCAACGUAAUAGCCCUAGCUCAGUGGUCACAAAACAAUAAAGCAAAAAAAAAAAACAAAAACAACUUAUAAAAAGUCGAUAAAGAACUCUAAAACUAUAAAAAAAGGUCAGAUAAAUGAUUAUUGGACUAAAAGAAAUAAAUGAAAUACACUUGGAAUGCUUAGAAAACAUGCUGUAGAUGUUGCAUAUUUUUGGGCGCCUAAUGAAUUAAUCUCCAUUUUUCCGACUAAGCAUUGAUUAGUUUAAUGAUCAUUUAAUUUAAGAACCACAGAUAAUGUAGUAGUAAAUGAGUAGGCUUUAGAGAAGGUAAAUAGCUGCGCCUCAAUAAGUUUGGCCAUUUAACGCGCCUAAAAGCCGUUGAUUGUAAAUUAUAACAAAAGCACGAAGAAGUUCCAAAAUUAAGCCCACUUUUAAGGGCUGUUGUAAAAAAAAAACAGAUUCUUACGAAUACACAAACGUGCCAAAUACAAAACACAAUUUAAACAUUGAAAGAAAAUAAAAAUAAUAAAUGUUUUCUUAUAAGAAAGCGGCGUAGAAUAAAAAUAACACUUAACUUUUGCUCCGUUCAAGAUAACUGUACAGAAAGCAGCAGAGUGUUAUGAAGCAGCUGCAUAUCGCAGAAAUUAAGAGGAAAAAGAAAAAUGCAACACAUAAAACAAAUAAAUAAAUAAAGAUAUUUUUGUACUUAUAACAUUUGAGUAGUCUAUAAAAUUAGUAGUUUAGAGAAAUCAAUGAUAAGGUUAAACU